AUGAGUGGUAACUCUGGAUUAGGUGAUGAAGUAGAUAAAAAAUUAAUUGUUGUUUUAAGAGAUGGAAGAAAGUUCAUUGGUAUGAUGAGAACUUUUGAUCAAUUCGCCAAUAUUGUUUUACAAGAUACUAUAGAAAGAAUUUAUGUAGGCGAUUGUUAUAGUGAUAAAAAUUUAGGUGUUUUCUUUAUUAGAGGUGAUAAUGUUGUAAUUUUAGGUGAAAUUGACCCAGAUAGAGAAGUUCAAGAAAAGAAAUUAAAAAAAGUAUCAUGGGAUGAAAUUACAAAAGCAGCAGCAUUAGAAAAACAAAAGAAAGAAGAAGAAGAACUUUUAAAGAGAAAGAUUAUGACAGAAAGUGGUUUAACAAUCGACUCAAUUUUAAAUAUUGAUGAUUUCUAA
This is a messenger RNA of Dictyostelium purpureum, 396 nucleotides long. RefSeq lists its product as uncharacterized. Gene Ontology annotation, cellular component: Lsm1-7-Pat1 complex; P-body. Lineage: Eukaryota; Evosea; Eumycetozoa; Dictyosteliales; Dictyosteliaceae. The transcript is spliced from 3 exons. Gene Ontology annotation, molecular function: RNA cap binding. Gene Ontology annotation, biological process: deadenylation-dependent decapping of nuclear-transcribed mRNA. The record is from RefSeq and is a predicted model, not a curated record. Bases 1 to 396 code for a protein of 131 amino acids.